Molecule: messenger RNA, 2269 nt
Organism: Pteronotus mesoamericanus
Lineage: Eukaryota; Metazoa; Chordata; Mammalia; Chiroptera; Mormoopidae
Gene: MPP3
Product: MAGUK p55 scaffold protein 3
Cellular component (GO): plasma membrane; cell-cell junction
Molecular function (GO): protein binding
Source: RefSeq, a predicted model, not a curated record
AUGCCCCUGAGCCUGCCGCCUGUGCUCUCCUCUCUCUGUAAAGGUGGACCCCAAGUCAUUCGUUCCUCCGGCCUCGAGUUCAGCUUCCUGCCCCAUCGGUGGCUGCCCUGCCCCGAGCACCUUAGCCAAGGCCUGGCUGGGACUCUGGUGAGUGCCUCCCUGGGGCUGGGCCUCCAGGGCUCUGAGGACAAGAACCUGACCAGCAGCCAGGCUGGGAAGAAAGCAGGCGGCUCUCAGCGUUGGUUCUCAGGAGCUGCGGGGCCUCCAAGCCCCGGGAAUGAGGGCCCGGGAAGAGAGUGUUCACAGGAUCGGGCUCAAGUGUUGUCUGAGGGUCCGCUGGGGGUUCCCACUGGGAGUGCCAGUGAGGUACCGUUGCAUUUGCUGUACUUCGUUUCCCUGACCUCCUCAGGCUUGCAUGAGACCCUGGCGCUGCUGACCUCUCAGCUCAGACCCGACUCCAACCACAAGGAAGAGAUGGGCUUCCUGCGGGAUGUUUUCAGUGAGAAAAGCCUCAGUUACUUAAUGAAGAUUCACGAGAAGCUUCGCUACUACGAGAGGCAAAGUCCGACCCCUGUUCUGCACAGCGCUGUGGCCCUCGCAGAGGACGUGAUGGAGGAGCUGCAAGCCGCCUCCGUGCGCAGCGACGAGAGGGAGCUGCUCCAGCUGCUGUCCACCCCCCACCUCAGGGCCAUGCUCAUGGUUCAUGACACGGUUGCCCAGAAGAAUUUUGACCCUGUUCUCCCGCCUCUGCCUGAUAAUAUCGAUGAGGAUUUCGAUGAAGAAUCAGUGAAGAUUGUCCGCCUGGUGAAGAACAAGGAACCCUUGGGCGCCACUAUCCGACGGGAUGAGCACUCGGGGGCUGUCGUGGUGGCCAGGAUCAUGCGAGGCGGCGCAGCAGACCGCAGUGGCCUGGUCCACGUCGGGGAUGAGCUCCGGGAAGUGAAUGGGAUCACAGUCCUGCACAAGCGGCCCGACGAGAUCAGCCAGAUUCUGGCUCAGUCCCAGGGAUCCAUCACCCUGAAAAUCAUCCCAGCCACCCAGGAGGAGGACCGGUUAAGGGAGAGCAAGGUGUUCAUGCGGGCCCUCUUCCACUACAACCCGCGGGAGGACCGGGCCAUCCCCUGCCAGGAGGCAGGCCUGCCCUUCCAGCGCGGGCAGGUGCUGGAGGUGGUGAGCCAGGAUGACCCCACGUGGUGGCAGGCCAAACGAGUGGGGGACACCAACCUUCGAGCUGGCCUUAUUCCCUCCAAGCAGUUCCAGGAAAGACGCCUAAGCUACCGGAGAGCCACGGGCACCCUGCCGAGCCCCCAGAGCCUCAAGAAACCCCCUUAUGAUCAGCCUUGUGACAAAGAGACCUGUGACUGUGAGGGGUACCUCAAAGGGCAUUAUGUGGCUGGUCUUCGGAGGAGCUUCCGGCUGGGCCGCAGGGAGAGACUGGGAAGCCUGCAGGAAGGGAAGAUGUCCACAGCAGCCGAGGCUCUGGAGCUGCUGACCUACGAGGAGGUGACCAGGUACCAGCACCAACCCAGUAAGCGGCCCCGCCUGGUGGUUCUGAUCGGGUCUCUGGGAGCCCGGCUGCACGAGCUGAAGCAGAAGGUGGUGGCAGAGAACCCGCAGCACUUUGGUGUUGCCGUUCCACAUACCACCAGGCCUCGGAGGAGCCAUGAGAAGGAGGGGGUGGAAUAUCACUUUGUCUCUAAGCAAGCAUUUGAGGCCGACAUACAUCACAACAAGUUCCUGGAGCAUGGCGAAUACAAGGAAAAUCUCUAUGGAACCAGCCUGGACGCCAUUCAGGCUGUGAUGGCCAAAAACAAAGUUUGUUUGGUGGACGUGGAGCCGGACGCAUUGAGACAGCUGAGGACCUCGGAGUUCAAACCCUAUAUUAUAUUUGUAAGGCCUGCAAUUCAGGAAAAAAGGAAGACGUCACCCUUGUCCCCAGCUUGUGAUGACACAGCAGCCCCGCUUGAUGAGGAGCAGCAGGAGAUGUCUGCUUCUGCCGCCUUCAUAGACCAGCAUUAUGGGCACCUGGUGGACGCCGUGCUGGUGAAGGAGGACCUCCAGAGCGCGUACAGCCAGCUCAGAGUGCUCUUAGAGAGGCUGAGCAAGGACACUCACUGGGUUCCUGUUAGCUGGGUCAGGUAACUCCAUCCCAGAACAUCCAGGUUGGCGAGCACCUGGACGACCACCUCGUCCAGCCACGUUGCCCUCAAGGAAUCGCACGUGUACAGAGGGGCAGACUUUUCCGUUAACUCCAUCAUUAAGAAGAAUA